Arachis stenosperma is the source of this 1261-nucleotide messenger RNA. RefSeq lists its product as uncharacterized. Lineage: Eukaryota; Viridiplantae; Streptophyta; Magnoliopsida; Fabales; Fabaceae. Bases 625 to 909 code for a protein of 94 amino acids. The record is from RefSeq and is a predicted model, not a curated record. The transcript is spliced from 4 exons.
CUAGUCCCUUGUAUUUUGGGCUUUCUCGUCCAGUUAACUCUCUUUCCUCUUCUGCAAGUAAUCACAUCACAACUCUCUAAAAUCCCACUUUGCAUUCACCCAACAAUUGUCGAAGAAUCUUCUCGAGAAGGCACGAAAGUUUUACAAAUCAGCUUGGGUUCAUUAUUCCUGGAUUUUAUUCGUUCCUUUUCCGUCAGCGGAUGUUAAUUAGACUUGGAUGAUGAGGCAUCCUUUUGAUUUUAAUGCUAAAUCUUCAAUUCAAGUAUUCAACUCAAUGCCUAUAGAGCCCCUUUUUUUGGGGGUCUCUUAUACCUCAAGGUUAUGGAUUCAAACAGUGGAAUUAGCUACCGAUAGUUGCAGUAAAGUUUGGCUGUCUAUAUUACAUUCUUUGGAUGUCGCCUUUCUCCGAACCCAGUAUAAUGCCGGAUGCUUUGCACUGAUAUAUGCCUGUAAUCCCAUCUAACUUCUGAGGUUGUUGGUAUUACAUUAGGAAUUUAGGAUUAAGAUGACUCAAGUUUACUCUAAUUGCCAUAAGUCCCUGACUCCCUUGGUAGCUCCUCAAGGUUGAAGCCAUUAUCUUUGCCCCUUUUAAUUUCUUUGUUGCAUUUUUCAAGCUAACAGAGCAUGGACACUCAGAAAGGCCAAUCUGAAAAGCAGUCUUUACCUACAACCAAUCCAUCUGUUGUUACUUCGUGUCGAAAGAAGAAGAACAAUGAAGCGACUUUCUUGGAGGAUUUGAAAGAUCACAUUGACGAGUUCAUUCAUGCUUCUAUGGAUGAACACAAGACUUGCUUUAAGAAUACAGUUCAGAAGAUGUUUGGUUUAUCUAAGGUGGUUGCUGAGCAGAACGCUAAUGCUGCAAGAGAAGUUGAAAGUUCUUUGCAUAUUCAGACAACUGUACAAGAUUAGUUUUCUUGUAAAGGAAUUGCAUUGUGUUUAGUUGUUUUCACCGGUAAUGUUUUCACAAUCAUCAUUGAAGUUGGUGUAUUCAUUACCAAUUUAGUUAACAAAAUAAAUGUAUGCAAUUAAUUGCCGUUGUGGUAAUCUAAUUGCUCGUUGAAUUGCAUUAGAGCAUCAAUGGUAGAAGAGAUUCAUAACUGCUUUGAGAUGUGAAAAAACUGUUAAACACAGGUCAAGGAGGCCAAACAUAAAAAAUAGUCAUCGUUGCAUUUGUUUUGCUAAAUAGAUGUAUGUAACAAUUUUUUACUGAAACUUUUCCAAUCCACUUCGGAAAAAAUAUUCGGCCAACGAUAAGGAUUUA